This is a messenger RNA of Sorex fumeus (smoky shrew), 3721 nucleotides long. RefSeq names its product zinc finger RANBP2-type containing 1 (gene ZRANB1). Lineage: Eukaryota; Metazoa; Chordata; Mammalia; Eulipotyphla; Soricidae. Gene Ontology annotation, cellular component: cytoplasm; nucleus. The transcript has 10 exons. Gene Ontology annotation, biological process: protein deubiquitination involved in ubiquitin-dependent protein catabolic process; cell migration; cytoskeleton organization. Gene Ontology annotation, molecular function: K63-linked polyubiquitin modification-dependent protein binding; cysteine-type deubiquitinase activity. The record is from RefSeq and is a predicted model, not a curated record. The coding region runs from base 108 to 2312 and encodes 734 amino acids.
ACAGAAGUGCUUUUCACCUUGAGCAGUGUCGCCCGAGGAAGUCAGACUCAGCCAGCAUGAAGACUGAAUCUUGUCUGGUCUGAUUUGUAAACCAUGAUUUUCUAACUAUGUGCAAGGUGGAGGUUAGAGCGUGGAAACUAAAACCUUACUUCCUGCCUGACAUAACUCACUUCAAGAAGUACACAAUGUCAGAACGUGGAAUUAAGUGGGCUUGUGAAUACUGCACGUACGAAAACUGGCCGUCUGCAAUCAAGUGCACCAUGUGUCGAGCGCAGAGACCGAGCGGGACAAUCAUCACCGAAGAUCCGUUUAAGAGCGGCUCGAGCGACGUCGGCCGAGACUGGGAUCCUUCGAGCACCGAAGGAGGGAGUAGCCCGCUGAUCUGCCCGGACUCGAGUGCCAGACCCAGGGUGAAGUCUUCCUACAGCGUGGAAAACGCGAACAAGUGGUCCUGCCACAUGUGUACGUACUUGAACUGGCCACGCGCGAUCCGCUGUACCCAGUGUCUGUCCCAGCGUAGGACCCGGAGUCCUACCGAGUCUCCCCAGUCCUCAGGGUCUGGCCCGAGACCGGUCGCUUUCUCUGUCGACCCUUGCGAGGAAUACAACGACAGGAACAAGCUCAACACAAGGACCCAGCAUUGGGCCUGCUCCGUGUGCACUUACGAAAACUGGGCCAAAGCGCCACAGUGUGUUGUCUGCGACCACCCCCGGCCCAACAGCAUCGAAGCGAUAGAACUGGCGGAGACCGACGAGGCCUCUUCGAUCAUCAACGAGCAGGACCGCGCUCGGUGGAGGGGGGGCUGCAGCGGCGGGAACAGCCAGAGGAGAUCCCCGCCUGCUCCGAAGCGGGACUCCGAAAUGAAGAUGGACUUCCAGCGGAUCGAGCUGGCUGGGGCGGUUGGCAGCCAGGAGGAGCUCGAAGUGGAUUUCAAAAAGCUAAAGCAAAUAAAAAACAGAAUGAAAAAGACUGACUGGCUCUUCCUCAAUGCUUGUGUGGGGGUCGUGGAAGGCGACCUGGCCGCCAUAGAAGCGUACAAGUCAUCGGGCGGGGACAUUGCCCGGCAGCUGACCGCAGACGAAGUGCGCUUGCUGAACCGGCCUUCCGCUUUUGAUGUCGGCUACACUCUGGUGCACCUGGCCAUCCGCUUCCAGAGGCAGGACAUGCUGGCCAUUCUGCUCACCGAGGUGUCUCAGCAAGCAGCGAAGUGUAUUCCAGCAAUGGUGUGUCCUGAGCUGACAGAGCAGAUCCGGCGCGAGAUCGCGGCUUCUCUGCAUCAAAGAAAGGGGGACUUUGCUUGCUAUUUCCUGACUGACCUUGUCACAUUUACGUUGCCAGCAGAUAUUGAAGAUUUACCUCCAACAGUCCAAGAAAAAUUAUUUGAUGAGGUGCUUGACAGAGAUGUGCAAAAAGAGUUAGAGGAAGAAUCUCCCAUCAUAAACUGGUCCCUGGAGCUGGCCACCCGGCUGGACAGUCGUCUGUAUGCACUUUGGAACCGCACUGCCGGGGACUGCUUACUUGACUCGGUCCUGCAGGCCACCUGGGGCAUUUAUGACAAGGACUCGGUGCUUCGCAAAGCCCUGCACGACAGCCUGCACGACUGUUCACACUGGUUUUACACGCGUUGGAAAGAUUGGGAAUCGUGGUAUUCUCAGAGCUUCGGUUUACAUUUCUCUCUCCGAGAGGAGCAGUGGCAGGAAGACUGGGCGUUCAUCCUCUCCCUCGCCAGUCAGCCUGGAGCGAGCUUGGAGCAGACGCACAUUUUUGUCCUCGCGCAUAUUCUUAGGCGACCAAUCAUAGUUUAUGGGGUCAAAUACUACAAGAGUUUCCGGGGAGAAACUUUAGGAUACACUCGGUUUCAAGGUGUUUAUCUGCCUUUGUUGUGGGAACAGAGUUUCUGUUGGAAAAGUCCGAUUGCUCUGGGCUAUACGAGGGGCCACUUCUCCGCCCUGGUCGCCAUGGAAAAUGACGGCUACGGCGGCCGGGGCGCUGGUGCUAACCUGGACACGGACGACGACGUCACCAUCACGUUCCUGCCUCUGGUGGACAGCGAGAGGAAGCUGCUCCACGUGCACUUCCUUUCUGCGCAGGAGCUCGGCAACGAGGAGCAGCAGGAGAAGCUCCUCCGGGAGUGGCUGGACUGCUGCGUGACCGAGGGCGGCGUGCUGGUGGCCAUGCAGAAGAGCUCGCGGCGGCGCAACCACCCGCUGGUCACGCAGAUGGUGGAGAAGUGGCUCGACCGCUACCGGCAGAUCCGGCCCUGCACGUCCCUGUCCGACGGGGAGGAGGACGAAGACGACGAGGACGAGUGAGAGCCGGGGCCGAAGACCGAGGGACGGGCGCUCCGGAGCCGGGUGUGCGGGCUCCCGGGCAGAGCGCCUGGCCGGCCGCAAGGAGCAGACCGGCCGGGGCGGGGCGGGGCGGGGCGGCCCGGGGGCCUCCCCGGGGCCUCCCCACCCGCGGCCGGCCGGACGCCAGACGGCCGGCUCGGACUCGUUUGUGAAACACGAAGACAGAACUUCCCCUUUCACAUUGUAAAUCUGUCUAUAAAGUAACGCAUGUGGUUGUGUAGGAAGUUGUGUGAUAGGAGACGUUGUACCAGCAUCUUCAUAUUCCUGAGAAGUUUCCCAGCAUGGCACCUACCAGAGCACAUGGCAGGUGGCUCGUGGCUCCUGGCUCCUCCGAGACCUUUCAAGCAGAACCUGGCUCUCUGCUCCCACCACAAAGACCCAUUUCCCGUGCAGUCUCACUAGAGCUCGUUAGAGACUAAAUUAUUCACAGCAAACCGUAAAUGAACGACAAGCUUUUUAUUUUAUUAAUGAUUUCGUUCCUGUUGUGCCCAAUAAAAUCCAAUCUUGAAGGAACAAAUUGCAAGGCAAGAUUUUUUUUUUUCCUUUUUUUUUGAGUGAGCUUCAUAGAUGUUGUUUCCCUUAUUUGUAAAGGGUUUUGGUUUCUACUACUACUUUUUUCGAGUUUUCUGACAACGCCCCCCUUUCAGUAUUUAGAUAUUCGUUUGUUGGGAAGAGAGCCCUUGCAGAGGACUCUGCCCGACGGGGCGGCGGUCAGUCUGACUCUUCCCUCCCGGGAUGCCAGCCGGGGUUGCGCCCGUGAGGUGAAUCGUGGGAACUUUCUCUCUGGCUCGAGCGACGGUGGCAUAUUCCCAACUGGGCAGGCAGAGGGCCUCUCUGGGUUCCUGCUGGAUUUCACCGCCUCUGCUUGAAGGUAGAAAGGCAUGCCUUUGCUUGCGCUAAUUGGGAAUAUCCGUUCCGCAACGAAUAAGGAUUCUAAAAUCGCAGCGGGGUGGUGAUUGCGUCGUGUGAGUUCCUCAGCGAGCAACUGAGAAUUUCUGCAUGUCGGCUGCCUGUGGCCAUCUUAUUUCAAGUUGGGUAGAAAGGAAGUCUUGCUAUCAAGAAGUAUUAUUUGACCACUUCAGGUUUAAAUUGAAUACUGGGUAAAAAUUUCCGACCUCUCUCAGGAACACAGAGACUCCGUGUCCUGAUAAGCACUUUGUAGACCAUUAACCGCGUGGCGAGGAAUCUGGGGACCGCCCCGGUGUGUGUACAUGGUGGGUCCGUCCACACACGCGCUUCUCCUUCCCUUGGGUGAAAAGGCUGUGAAACCUUUUAAAAUAUUUGCUUCUUGUUUUCUCCUGAGUUCUGUUUAGAUGGUAUUGAACUGUGCACAACCUCAGUUUUAAUGCUGGAAUACUAAAAAUAGAAAA